AAACAAGCACUAUAGCUAACUUGUUUUUCUUAGUAUUAUCCUUUUUUCCUUGAGCUUCUACUUUGAGGAGCCAUGGAGGUUGAAAAUUACCCAACAAGAGAUCAUCAUCAUCAUCAUCCCCACCACUUGUCACACUUGAAUAUCCAUCACCACCACAAAAUCAUCUCAUCAUCAUCAACCAAGGAUCUAACCUUUGAAAUCAAAGUUACUUAUAUGAGAAUCAUAAGCCUAACAAUUACAAACUUAAUGAAGAAAACUAGCAGUACUAGUUCUAGUUCAUCUAUGAACCUUGUUUUCUUACCAAGAGAUCUUCAUACUUGUUUACAAAUCAAUGGUUUGACAAUAAACCCAAGUGAGAAAAUCUCAAGACCGUUGAACAAACAUAGAUCAGAUUCAUUAAUGUCUGAAUUAAUGUAUGUUAACACUGAUAGAAUCAAGUUUAAAGGGUUUUCACUUCCUUUUGAAAUAGUUCUUCAACAUCAAGAUGCAUCAUCAUCUAGUAGUAGUGGUAGUGUUCUUGUAUCAGGGAGUUUGAGAAGAAAAGUUAGUGGGAUGAAAGAUGAUUGCAUGUGGGUAAUGGAAUGCAAAGAAUUAAGUCAUGAUAGUAAGUUAACUAGUGGUGGUGGUUCAGUAGAUGUUUAUUUUGCUGGUAGGAGUUUAGGUAAACCUCUUCUUUUGAAUGGGUUGAUAGAGUUGAAGAAAUCACACAAAGGGGUGGAUUUUCUUGAAGAUGAAAAUGAAGAUGGUGGUGGUGAAUUAGGACUGCUUGAUACUACUAAGGAAAAAGAGGGAGCUAUUCAAGAAUUUGUUGAUUCGCACAAGUACAACAACAAACAUCAUGAUCAAAAUCAUUAUGGUGAAGAGGAGAAAUUUGUUGUUGAAGAGGAGGAAGAAGAAGUUUCAUGGUUUAAUGAAGGUGUGAGAGUGGGAAUUGGAUUAGGUAUGGGUAUGUGUUUAGGUGUUGGAGUUGGAUUAGGUUUAGUUGUUAAAACAUACAAGAAGACUAGUGGCAGUUUUAUCAAGUUUUUGUUUAAAGGAUGAUGUGAAGCUUAAACUUACUAACAAAACAAGGAAAAAAAAGUUAAAUAGAUAGAUGUAUUUAUUUAUUUGUUUUUGAUGCACUUAAUGAAAAUGUAAGAAAUCUACUACUUACCCCAAGUAAUAAGUUGUAGUCUUCAAUAAAUGAUAAAGUAUUGCAUUUCAUACGACAUGGUUGUAUUACUGGGAGUGAGGGAGUGGCAACAAAUGACAUAGUUGUAGUAUCAAUUCAGAAAUGCAUGGCCAUAUCGAUUCAAGAG
Messenger RNA from Papaver somniferum (opium poppy), 1298 nucleotides. RefSeq lists its product as uncharacterized. The record is from RefSeq and is a predicted model, not a curated record. The coding region runs from base 73 to 1041 and encodes 322 amino acids. NCBI's taxonomy places the organism in Eukaryota, Viridiplantae, Streptophyta, Magnoliopsida, Ranunculales, Papaveraceae. The transcript has 2 exons.